AUGACGAAUACUCCCACCACCGCUACCCCAACAAAAGUCACAGAACUCACAUUUGAUCCUGGCGGUGGACUGGAGCCGCUCUUAGAGUUUGACCUGGCAGUAUUUGUGUUGGAGGAAGGAGGGGAAGGGCUCUGUCCAACAGAGGUUGGCGGAGGAGGCGGAGACGAUUCAGCAUUGGUUAGAGGCGAAAGCUCGGUUGGUGGAGAUGGGCUGGAUUUUUGGGGUGGUGAAGUGGGGAGGGAGGGCGAAGAAAUGGCAAUCGGAGAAGAAACAAGAGGGGACAGAGGAGGUGGAGCUUGUAUAGCAGAUGGAGUAUUCUCAGUAGCAGGAGGAGGAGGAGGAGGAGAAUCUGGGAAUGAUUUUAGCGGCGAUGGAGGUGUCGAUUGUUUACUAGGACUUGGAGGAGGAGGAGGAGACGACGGAGGCUGGGGCGGGGGCGGGGGUGAAGCUUUGGAAUUUGAUGGUGGAGGUGGAGCUUUUGAAUCUCCCGACUCCAAUGGAGGUGAGGGGUAUUAG
Molecule: messenger RNA, 516 nt
Organism: Juglans microcarpa x Juglans regia
Lineage: Eukaryota; Viridiplantae; Streptophyta; Magnoliopsida; Fagales; Juglandaceae
Product: glycine-rich cell wall structural protein-like
Exons: 1
Coding region: 1-516 (171 amino acids)
Source: RefSeq, a predicted model, not a curated record